This is a messenger RNA of Drosophila willistoni, 1029 nucleotides long. RefSeq lists its product as uncharacterized. Lineage: Eukaryota; Metazoa; Arthropoda; Insecta; Diptera; Drosophilidae. The record is from RefSeq and is a predicted model, not a curated record. Bases 229 to 681 code for a protein of 150 amino acids. The transcript is spliced from 3 exons.
AUACUCAUAUCAUCAGACGUUCGGUUACGAUCACCGAAACGAGUUCAAUGCGAAUAUAUUCACGGCACCAGAGCAACUACAACUACAACUACAACUACAAUAUUAAUAUAAAGACCAUACGCAGUGUUGACCCUCUUUGAAAAGUGACAAAAUCUAGGAGAAUACAUAAAAAAUAUUUUAAUUUAAAAUAAAAAAAAACACAAAAUCAAAACAAAUACUUACCUCAAUAUGAACAUAAAGCUAAAUAUGUGCCGUUCCGUUUUACUGGCCCUCAUUGCCGCUUGCCUGCUGCAGGAGGCUCAUUCAUAUUGCUCAUUGGAGAAGAUGAAAAAAUUUGCCAUGGAAGCCUGUGAGCAUCUCUUUCAACAGGACGAGGCAAGCAGGGGCAAAAGAUCCGUUGACUACAAGCCGCAUCAUCUGAAUCGUUUGGGAUUUGGCAAACUGCACGACAAACAUCAUUACAUCAGUCGCGGCAACUUUCCAAAUGGUGGCUAUCUGAAAGUGAAUCGGGAGCAUUAUCACAUAUUAAGCGAAUUGGACAUUAUUCCACGUUACAAGCCAAGGAAGUUCCAUCAUGAGAAGAAGGAGCGUGAGCGUUACAAGCGAGAUCAUUCGGCCAGCUCUUACAAUAAUAUCCCCUACUGUUGCUUCAAUCAAUGUGACGAGGAGUUCUUCUGCUAGGUGACACCUAGCCCGAGCUCACCUCCCCGCUUCCUCAACAUUCCCACUCAUUACACACAUCCAGUCUCAUCACAACAACAACAUAACUGAAUCCGUCCUUAGUUUUUAAGCACUAACCAAGCGCGCUUGGCUCUUAUAGAGCUUUGGGUACCUAAUUCUGUUGCCAAUAAUUAUUAACCAUAUAACAUUUAUAUGGUAACAGAAAAUUUCAGUACAGUAUUACAAUUCUAAUAGAAAAUAUUUAAGUGUGAAUUUUUAAGCAUAAAUACAAUGUAUAUAUUAACUAAAUCAUAAAUUCCACAAAAAAUGUGAAAUUUCCCUCAAUUAUUAGACUAUAGAUUACCAAAA